Molecule: messenger RNA, 1037 nt
Organism: Gracilinanus agilis (Agile Gracile Mouse Opossum)
Lineage: Eukaryota; Metazoa; Chordata; Mammalia; Didelphimorphia; Didelphidae
Gene: RGCC
Product: regulator of cell cycle
Exons: 6
Coding region: 180-650 (156 amino acids)
Biological process (GO): regulation of cell cycle
Cellular component (GO): cytoplasm
Molecular function (GO): protein kinase activator activity; protein kinase binding
Source: RefSeq, a predicted model, not a curated record
UUCGCCUCGGGCUGCAGAGGAGCGCUGGGAGUUCGCUGUACUAGUUGCGGCUCACUCACUAGCUAGUACUGCGGAGUCCAGACUCUGACCAGAGGGGAGGGACGCUGGCGGCGGCGCUACAGGCUUUGGAAGCAGGAUUAUCUGAGACUCACUUGCGGAGAGAUCUCGAGUUCAGUCUCAUGAAGUCUCCCACUGUACAACGUAGCGCUGGGGGCGCGGGGGCCACCGCUGCCACCGCAGCUCCUUCCCUGGACUCAAUGGUGGCUGCAGACCUGUCUGAUGUCCUGUGCGAGUUUGAUGAGGUCAUGGCUGAUUUCUCGUCCCCCUUCCACGAGCGCCACUUUGAGUACGAGGAACACCUUAAGAGGAUGAAACGCAGGAGCAGCGCCAGUGUCAGUGACAGCAGCAGCGGUUUCAGCGAUUCUGAGAGAAGAAGGCCUUGGAAAACAUCCUUGACCAGUAUUGGGGGAGGUGCAGAUUCCCCUUAUAGGCACAGUUUUAGCUGCAGUGAUGAAAAGCUGAAUUCUCCAACAGUCUCGACACCAUCUUUGUCCUCUCCCCUAGUCGUUCCUCGCAAAGCCAAACUUGGAGACACCAAAGAACUAGAGGACUUCAUUGCUGAUCUGGACAGGACAUUAGAAAGCAUGUGAAAAGAGAAAAAGGUGUGGGUACCUGUACUUUAAGUGGGAGAAGCUUCAGAAAGCUGUGAAGACCCAAGGAAACCAACUGUUAGAAACUGCUGCCCUAGCUGACUCUCAUCAGUGUAUCCUACCAUGUCAUCUGAGAUACUGUUAUUUAAAAUACAACCUUAGGAAUCAUCUUUGCUGGAUUCUUAAGUAUUAAAAUUGACCUAAUUAACCUGUGCAGCAGAUAAGAGCAAAUGCCCUGUGCUAAUAUUGUAUUUUUCCUUAAAACAUAACUCAUAUGUAAUUUAAAAUGCUUUAUGAAGAUAUUUGUAAUUAUAUAUAGUUGGAAACAGUAAUGAUGCUUUAUCCCUUUAUAAUAUAUUUUUGUAUGCAAAUAAAACUUCAACUGGA